Colossoma macropomum (tambaqui) is the source of this 1114-nucleotide messenger RNA. RefSeq names its product guided entry of tail-anchored proteins factor 4 (gene get4). The transcript has 9 exons. Gene Ontology annotation, molecular function: protein binding. The record is from RefSeq and is a predicted model, not a curated record. The coding region runs from base 26 to 991 and encodes 321 amino acids. Gene Ontology annotation, biological process: protein insertion into ER membrane. Gene Ontology annotation, cellular component: BAT3 complex; cytosol. Lineage: Eukaryota; Metazoa; Chordata; Actinopteri; Characiformes; Serrasalmidae.
GGCAGCGCGUUUUGUGGGGAGGAGAAUGAUGAUGUCGGAGCAGGACAGCGCGAAGGGCCGAAACCGCGGCGGAGUGCAGCGAGUGGAGGGCAAACUUCGGGCCAGCGUGGAGAGGGGGGACUACUACGAAGCCCACCAGAUGUAUCGCACCUUAUUCUUCAGGUACAUGGCCCAGGCGAAGUAUGCAGAGGCCCGAGAGCUCAUGUACAACGGAGCUCUGCUCUUCUUCAGCUACAACCAGCAAAACAGUGCAGCAGAUCUGUCCAUGUUGGUGUUGGAGACUUUAGAGAAGUCUGAGGCCACAGUAGAAGAGGAUAUAUUAGAGCAUUUGGUUAAGCUGUUUAGCAUGAUGGACCCGAACUCGCCCGAGAGGGUAGCAUUUGUUUCCAGGGCGCUCAAGUGGUCCACCGGGGGCUCAGGGAAGCUGGGACAUCCCAAACUGCACCAGCUUCUUGCUCUCACACUGUGGAAAGAACAAAACUACAGCGAGUCACGCUACCACUUUCUGCACUCCUCUGACGGCGAGGGCUGUGCACAGAUGCUAGUGGAGUAUUCCGCCGCCAGGGGCUUUCGCAGUGAGGUGGACAUGUUUGUGGCCCAGGCAGUCUUACAAUUUCUGUGUCUAAAGAACAAAACUAGCGCAUCAGUGGUUUUUACCACGUACACACAAAAGCACCCAUCCAUAGAGAAAGGCCCUCCGUUCGUGCAGCCUCUCCUGAACUUUCUCUGGUUCCUCCUGUUGGCAGUGGAAGGUGGGAAGCUGACAGUCUUUACAGUGUUAUGUGAGCAUUAUCAGCCGUCACUGAAGAGAGACCCCAUGUAUAACGAGUACCUGGACAGAAUAGGACAGCUGUUCUUCGGAGUACCACCAAAACAGUCGUCAUCAUACGGUGGCCUGCUAGGGAAUCUGUUGAACAGUCUAAUGGGUUCGAGUGAAGAGGAGGAGGCCAAGGAGGCUCAGGAGAACAGCAGCCCCAUCGAGCUGGACUGAAAAUCGUCCACCCACAACCGGAGGCAGUCUUUUCCUUCCAAAAGUAACCUCACGACUUCUCCGCCAUCCCAAAAACAAAAGCACCAAACCAGAGUACCCCCUCUCUCCACCACCGCCGGGAAA